Messenger RNA from Chinchilla lanigera (long-tailed chinchilla), 4226 nucleotides. It is a transcript of the gene Acly, whose product is annotated as ATP citrate lyase. The record is from RefSeq and is a predicted model, not a curated record. The transcript is spliced from 29 exons. Bases 131 to 3436 code for a protein of 1101 amino acids. Lineage: Eukaryota; Metazoa; Chordata; Mammalia; Rodentia; Chinchillidae. Gene Ontology annotation, molecular function: ATP citrate synthase activity. Gene Ontology annotation, cellular component: cytosol. Gene Ontology annotation, biological process: fatty acid biosynthetic process; acetyl-CoA biosynthetic process; citrate metabolic process.
GGCGGGGCGGGGCGCGCCGGACCCGGACAAAAGCCGGAUCCCGGGCGGCCGCUGGCGGCCGGAACGCGGGCGCUGGCGAGCGUUCUGGAGCGGAGCUUCAAGGAGGCGGAGACAAGGUCCCUCUGCAGCCAUGUCCGCCAAGGCCAUCUCGGAGCAGACGGGCAAAGAGCUGCUGUACAAGUACAUCUGCACCACCUCGGCCAUCCAGAACCGCUUCCAGUAUGCCCGGGUCACCCCUGACACCGACUGGGCCCGCCUGCUGCAGGACCACCCCUGGCUGCUAAGCCAGAGCCUGGUGGUCAAGCCCGACCAGCUGAUCAAGCGGCGGGGGAAGCUGGGCCUGGUCGGCGUCAACCUCACCCUGGAGGGGGUCAAAUCCUGGCUGAAGCCGAGGCUGGGACAGGAGGCCACGGUGGGCAAGGCCAGGGGCUUCCUCAAGAACUUCCUGAUCGAGCCCUUCGUGCCACACACUCAGGCAGAAGAGUUCUACGUAUGCAUCUACGCCGCCCGCGAGGGGGACUAUGUCCUCUUCCACCACGAGGGCGGCGUGGACGUGGGCGACGUGGACGCGAAAGCCCAGAAGCUGUUGGUCGGCGUGGAUGGGAAGCUGUGUGCCGAGGACAUCAGGAAACACCUGCUGGUGCACGCGCCCACGGACAAGAAAGAGGUCCUGGCCAGCUUCAUCUCCGGCCUCUUCAACUUCUACGAGGACCUGUAUUUCACCUACCUCGAGAUCAACCCCCUGGUAGUGACAAGAGACGGCGUUUACGUCCUUGACUUGGCGGCCAAGGUGGACGCCACCGCUGACUACAUCUGCAAAGUGAAGUGGGGCGACAUAGAGUUCCCUCCCCCGUUUGGGCGCGAGGCCUACCCCGAGGAAGCCUACAUCGCAGACCUGGACGCCAAGAGCGGGGCCAGCCUGAAGCUGACCUUGCUGAACCCCAAGGGCAGGAUCUGGACCAUGGUGGCCGGGGGUGGCGCCUCCGUGGUGUACAGUGACACCAUCUGUGACCUGGGGGGCGUCAACGAGCUGGCCAACUACGGGGAGUACUCGGGCGCCCCCAGCGAGCAGCAGACCUAUGACUAUGCCAAGACCAUCCUGUCGCUCAUGACGCGCGAGAAGCACCCGGAUGGCAAGAUCCUUAUCAUCGGCGGCAGCAUCGCCAACUUCACCAACGUGGCUGCCACCUUCAAGGGCAUUGUGAGAGCGAUUCGUGACUACCAAGGUCCCCUGAAGGAGCACGAGGUCACCAUCUUCGUCCGGAGAGGCGGCCCCAACUACCAGGAGGGCUUGCGGGUGAUGGGCGAAGUGGGGAAGACCACAGGCAUCCCCAUCCACGUCUUUGGCACAGAGACACACAUGACGGCCAUCGUGGGCAUGGCCCUUGGCCACCGGCCCAUCCCCAACCAGCCCCCCACGGCGGCCCACACCGCCAACUUCCUGCUCAACGCCAGCGGGAGCACGUCGACCCCGGCCCCGAGCAGGACUGCGUCUUUCUCCGAGUCCAGGGCUGAGGAGGUGGCUCCUGCGAAGAAGGCCAAGCCGGCUGUGCCCCAGGAUUCAGACCCAAGUCCAAGACCCCUGCAAGGAAAGAGCGCCACCCUCUUCAGCCGCCACACCAAGGCCAUCGUGUGGGGCAUGCAGACGCGGGCCGUGCAGGGCAUGCUGGACUUCGACUACGUGUGCUCCCGCGACGAGCCCUCGGUGGCCGCCAUGGUGUACCCCUUCACGGGGGACCACAAGCAGAAGUUCUACUGGGGCCAUAAGGAGAUCCUGAUCCCCGUGUUCAAGAACAUGGCAGACGCCAUGAGGAAGCACCCCGAGGUGGAUGUGCUGAUCAACUUCGCCUCCCUGCGCUCGGCCUUCGACAGCACCAUGGAGACCAUGAGCUACGCCCAGAUCCGCACCAUCGCCAUCAUAGCAGAGGGCAUCCCCGAGGCCCUCACGCGGAAGCUCAUCCAGACGGCGGAGCAGAAGGGCGUGACCAUCAUCGGGCCUGCCACUGUGGGAGGCAUCAAGCCGGGCUGCUUUAAGAUCGGGAACACCGGGGGGAUGCUGGACAACAUCCUGGCCUCCAAGCUGUACCGGCCGGGCAGCGUGGCCUACGUGUCCCGCUCGGGGGGCAUGUCCAACGAGCUCAACAACAUCAUCUCGCGCACCACCGACGGCGUCUACGAGGGCGUGGCGAUCGGCGGGGACAGAUACCCCGGCUCCACCUUCAUGGACCAUGUGCUGCGGUACCAGGACACCCCGGGGGUCAAGAUGAUCGUGGUGCUCGGAGAGAUCGGGGGCACGGAGGAGUACAAGAUCUGCCGCGGCAUCAAGGAGGGCCGGCUCACCAAGCCCGUGGUGUGCUGGUGCAUCGGGACCUGCGCCACCAUGUUCUCCUCUGAGGUCCAGUUUGGCCACGCUGGAGCCUGUGCCAACCAGGCGUCCGAAACCGCAGUGGCCAAGAACCAGGCCCUGAAGGAGGCGGGCGUGUUUGUGCCGCGCAGCUUUGACGAGCUUGGCGAGAUCAUCCAGUCCGUAUACGAGGAUCUUGUGACCAGAGGCGUCAUUGUGCCUGCCCAGGAGGUGCCUCCCCCCACGGUACCCAUGGACUACUCCUGGGCCAGGGAGCUGGGUCUCAUCCGCAAACCUGCCUCCUUCAUGACCAGCAUCUGCGACGAGCGCGGCCAGGAGCUCAUCUACGCUGGCAUGCCCAUCACAGAGGUCUUCAAGGAGGAGAUGGGUAUCGGCGGCGUCCUGGGCCUGCUCUGGUUCCAGAGAAGGCUGCCCAAGUACGCCUGCCAGUUCAUCGAGAUGUGCCUGAUGGUGACCGCCGACCACGGGCCCGCCGUGUCUGGCGCCCACAACACCAUCAUCUGCGCCCGGGCCGGGAAGGACCUGGUCUCCAGCCUCACCUCAGGGCUGCUCACCAUCGGGGAUCGUUUUGGGGGCGCCCUGGACGCAGCCGCCAAGAUGUUCAGUAAAGCCUUCGACAGCGGCAUGAUCCCCAUGGAAUUCGUAAACAAGAUGAAGAAGGAGGGGAAGCUGAUCAUGGGCAUCGGCCACCGUGUGAAAUCGAUCAACAACCCGGACAUGCGGGUGCAGAUCCUGAAGGACUACGUGCGGCAGCACUUCCCCGCCACGCCGCUGCUGGACUACGCGCUGCAGGUGGAGAAGAUCACCACCUCCAAGAAACCAAACCUGAUCCUGAACGUGGACGGCCUCAUCGGGGUGGCUUUCGUCGACAUGCUCAGGAACUGCGGCUCCUUCACUCGGGAGGAGGCCGACGAGUACAUCGACAUCGGAGCCCUCAACGGCAUCUUCGUGCUGGGCCGCAGCAUGGGCUUCAUCGGGCACUACCUGGACCAGAAGAGGCUUAAGCAGGGGCUGUAUCGCCACCCGUGGGACGACAUCUCCUACGUCCUCCCGGAGCACAUGAGCAUGUAGCCGGCCUGGAGGCCUCGCCGUGCAGACAGGAGCUCCCAGAACCAGGGCGAAGACAGCUGGCAGCUGCGGGCGGGGCCCCAGAGAGGCCCCAGACCAAGGCACGGGCCGGCACCAUGCAGUCUUACAAAGCGGCUUACUAUUUUUUUUUAUAAGCAUAGAAGUCGAAAUCAAGCCUACACACGUGACGUUUGCUGUGCUCCCUGCUGUAUUUAUUAUGCAGAAGUAUCCGCCCGCCUUCUGUCCCGGGUGUUCUUCCUGCCGGGGGUUAUAAUGUGGAUUUCGUUCUCCUGUCGGUGAAAUUGUUCCCCCUGGGGAGAGAGGAGAAGUUCAGACUUCAAGAUACACACAAAGGACCCCUGGUGUCUUGUCUUUCUCACUUUGGUUUCUUCCUUCUGAUCUAACAUGAACAUUGUAUUACUCUGAUUUUUAAGGAUCUUUUUGUAUGUUACGUGUUCUGGGUUAUUUAGGAUCCCACCGACAUGUUCACGUCAGUCUGCUGCUGUCGGGUGGGCGGGACCAUGGCACCUUAGCCACCGUCACACCUGGUGGAGUGGUGGUAUAAGGUGUGACAUUUGACACACCUGUGCUUAAAGAAAGCGCUAUGCAGAAAGCUGUGAAACCCCCUUUGCACCCUCUGUUGUUGCGGCUGGCUUGUCUGUCGCCGAGUUUGGGCCCCAGGGCUCCUGCCCGGCCCCCAGUGUCAGGGACCCACAGUGAUGGAGCGGUUGCACCUCCGUCCUUCUCUGUAUUGUCAUAGUUUAGUUUGAAUAAACUAUACAGUAACAGGAAA